UUUGACAUUUAGUUGGUUUGUUGUUGGUGACAUUUCGCAAAUCGCAAAUUUCGGAAAGUUUCAUUCCAAUUUAUAAGAUCAAACAUUUGGACAAAACUAUUUUAUAGGCAUUUAGAUUUUGUUUAUAGUCAGUCUAAAUCAUAUAUAAUUUACAAUGGCAUUUUCCAUGUUCCUUCGUACUUCAGCAUGCAGAAGUAGUGCAUUCAAUCAACAAAUGAUGUGUUUUGCCACACAGUCUAUGGCUAAGGAGCGCACGAUUGCCAGCACUCUGCCCAUCAAGAAUCUUGUAAUCCCACGAGCUAAUAGUACGCCUAUUUUAAAUUCUGUGCGUUCUUUCCGUACAUCCCCCCCACGGUUAUCUGCGGGGAAAGCCAAUGACCACUCCAAGUUAUGGGUGGUGGAGAAAAUCACAUCUGCUGCACUAAUACCGUUAGUCCCACUUGGUCUACUCAUCCCAAACAAGCUGUUUGAUUCGGCCCUGGCUAUUCUUAUUACGGCACAUAGUUUCUGGGGCCUGGAGGCGAUCGUUGUUGACUACGUGCGCGCCAGCAUCUUCGGACCCGUUAUCCCCAAAAUUGCCAUCGGGCUAGUGUACCUCGUCUCCAUAGCGACCCUCGGAGGGCUCUUCUACCUGAUAAGCCACGAUAUUGGCCUCGCCAACACAUUUAGGCAACUGUGGGCCAUCAAAUCUGACGGCAACAAGGCAUAGACUGUCGUGAUCAGUGUACUGCGGCGUCACGGUUUAAUAGUUGCAUAAGUACAAUUUUAGAUCGAAUACUGUCUAGUUGUGUAAAGUUUGAAACGAUUUUAAGAUGUGAUAAAUUUAUAUUUCAUCAUAUUUCGGUAACUGUUGUACGUGGACCUUUGUAUUGUUGUUUUUUGUAAAUAUUGUAACAAUAUUUAAUUUUUUUUUUCAAAUGGCAUUAUAAACAUCUCGCCUAUCUUCCAGUAAGAUAAGCAGAAACGUCAGUACAUCAAAUGUAUCAUUAAUUUUUAUUUUCACUAAUAAUACUUAAAUCACAGUAGGAUUUGGGAAUAUUCUGAAUAAUAUUCAUUAAGAAUGUAUUUUUUUUUAUUUGGAAAUACUAUUUAAAUGCUAACACUAUAUUUGAGGAUUGUAAAAUGUACCAUAAACAAUCUUGCCUUUUUUCUACUUUUCAAUUACUACUUAAUAUUUCCACGAAUAUUAAUUGAGGUCAUUAAACCGUGACGUAAUAUUACAUCUAGUUUGUAAGGCUUGGAUAAUGGCACCUAUCGAUUUAUACAAAACAUAGUACAUAUUUAUUACUGUACAAUUUAAUUAUUAUAAAUGUUAAUUUAUAAUAAUAAAAUUACCUUUGCGUAAUACCCCUUUUGUAAAUAAGCCAAUAUCCAAGUGUUGCCAGAUUUUUGACAAAGUUAAAUACAUAUUAAUAUAUAAUGUAAGGUCUCUUAAAGCGAUUUGUUUUGGAAAUGCUACUUAAUAUUGAUAAUAUACGUAAAUAAAUUGUUGUAUUUUGUUGCCAUGAAAUAAAUGGGCUUUUACGACACCCAGUUUAAAGAGAUGCAGUUAAAAAAGCUACAAGUCGUAACACGAGCUUUUUUUAGUCAAUUUUAUUUACCAGUAAUUUAAUACCUUACCAAGUACAGUAAUAAGUGACCUAGAUUCGAUUCUCGGGUCGGUAUGGGGUAGCAAGAUCGAUGUAGAGUAUUCUCCACAAAUAUGGUGCUAAUAUUGCGACUAAAGGAAAACCCAACGAAACUUGAUAUAAAUAAAGCAAGUUUAAACGCUUAAUCGCCGACUAUUUAGCAUUUAAUAUUAUUGUUGAAAUACGUCGAAAAUCUGGCAAUGUUUUCGAGGAUAAUAUCAGGUAAUUUAUUCACGCGAAAUACCGUUCAAAUGUAUCCUUUUUGAUGUUCAAAACUAGUUUGAAAUCCGCAAGCAAAUGAAUCUUUGAUUCGAAUUAUUUAUUGAUAGAUUAUAAAACGAUUUCAGUUGA
Galleria mellonella (greater wax moth) is the source of this 1979-nucleotide messenger RNA. RefSeq names its product succinate dehydrogenase [ubiquinone] cytochrome b small subunit, mitochondrial (gene SdhD). Gene Ontology annotation, molecular function: heme binding; ubiquinone binding. The transcript is spliced from 4 exons. Lineage: Eukaryota; Metazoa; Arthropoda; Insecta; Lepidoptera; Pyralidae. The record is from RefSeq and is a predicted model, not a curated record. Gene Ontology annotation, cellular component: mitochondrial envelope; membrane. Gene Ontology annotation, biological process: mitochondrial electron transport, succinate to ubiquinone; tricarboxylic acid cycle. The coding region runs from base 155 to 709 and encodes 184 amino acids.